Molecule: messenger RNA, 2286 nt
Organism: Cydia amplana
Lineage: Eukaryota; Metazoa; Arthropoda; Insecta; Lepidoptera; Tortricidae
Gene: H
Product: protein hairless
Exons: 3
Coding region: 578-2125 (515 amino acids)
Source: RefSeq, a predicted model, not a curated record
UUCGAAAUGGUUUCAACUUUAAAGUACAGAUCAGACACUCCAAUAAUUAGUCCGAAGCAAGUGAAAAUUGGCGAAUUAUAGACCAACGCAUCAAUAUCUAAACGUAAAUAACAACGCAUUCUGAUUUCUGAUUUGUGGUUGUAGGCAAAAAGACCGAUCAUAUUUGAACGAAUCAAAAUGGAUGCUGGGUGUGAAUGAACUACUGAAAAACGAGUAGCUUUUGUCGAUUUGUAGCGUGAGCUCGAUGGUCGGAUUGAGAAACUGGUGUCGUGAUUUAUUUAGUAUUAAUUUAAGCAGUGUUUUACUCGCGAGUGCCGUCGAUAACGAAGUGGUCCGAGUACUGUUUUAAUUCAGUAGUCACCGUCUCGAAAAGAAAUGUGUUUAUACAAAUGUUUAGGAGAUCCUCAUAAUCAGCAGGCGAGCGUAGUAGGAUGAGGACUGUGUCGCCAGUGUUGAAUGUCGUGCCUAGCUCGCACCUGGUGCUCUGCGAGCCGCGGAUCCCGACGGUCGGUUCGAUAUGGCGAGUGCGUUCGGAGUAGAGAGUCGCUCGUGUGUCGCAUGAGCGGUCAGAAAUGAAAUGCAUAUACAGGAAGCAACGAACACAACUCUGACAACAUGUUCCAAAAUGACAGAAGAAGUAGACAGAAGACAUGGCGUAAACGGGAACAGCAGUAGCAAGACAGCGAGCGAGGAGAGUCCCGUCGCCACCUCGGCGCACUCGGGCUCGGGCGGCCGACUCAAGUUCUUCAAAGAUGGCAAAUUCAUCUUGGAGUUGGUGCGCGGGUGCGCGCGCGCGGGCGAGCGCUCGGGCUGGGUGUCGGUGCCGCGCAAGACGUUCUGGCCGCCCGCCGCGCCGCACACGCCGCCCACGCCGCCCGCGCCCGGCCCCACCGCCUCGCUCAGCGUCUCCGACGACAACUCCUCCAUCCACUCCUCGCCCUGGCAGCGCGACCACUGCUGGAAGCAGCCCGCCCCGCGCCGCAACCUCUCCAAAGAGCUAGCCAUGUACUAUUGCCGGCCCGCCGCGCUCACCGCGCAGGCGAUCCGCGCCGGCGCUCGAGCGAAGCGUCGCCGGCCUUACGACGCGACGCCGCUCGAGCCGCGGAACGGGCUCUGUCGGAACGGCGCCGUCUCUCCCGGCCGGGACGCCGUCGACGGCGCGCCCGACUCCGCCGCCAAGCCGGCCGACGAGCGGCGGGCGGAUUGCGACCGAGAGAAAUAUUACCAUAUGAAACUCAAAAAACCAUAUCAGUAUCAUAAGUUAAGGGUGUAUAAAAAGACGAAACCGGCGAUCAGGCCCAAGUUGCUCGCCCGCACGAUAGACAAGCUGCGCGAACGCGUCGCGGCGCUGCCGGCGCCCGUCAACGCCAAGCUGGCUUCGUGUCGCCAGGAGCACAUGAUGGUAUCGCCGCGCAAGCGCAUCCUACGCGAACUCGAGCGCGUCAGCUUAGAGGACCAGGGCACGAAGAGGCGCGCCAAGACCGUGCCGGCGCUCAGCACCGCGUCGUACCCGCCGUCGCCGGGCCCGGGGCCCAGCCACGCGCCCGCGCGCGCCGCCGCGCCGCCCGACCGCUCCACCAACGGCACCGCCCGCAAGGAGCCCGUCAGCAAGAACGUGAGCAGCUACAGCAUCCACUCGCUGCUGUCCAUGCCCGACGAGAGCCCCGCCCCGUCGCCGGCGCACUCGUACCCGCCCUCGCUGAAGACGGAGUCGCCGUCGAGCGUGCACUCGCCGGACCUGAGCCCGAGCCCCGACAGCUACCGCUACCGCUACUCGGCGCUGACGCUGGGCUCGCCGACGCCGGGCGCGCCGCGGGACUCGCCGACGCCGCCGGAGCUGGCGCGGUACCGGGGCGCGCCGUACGCGCCGCCCGUGUACGCGGCCGGCCGGCAGUGGGCGUACCGGCGCGAGGAGUGGCGCGAGCUGCAGUACGUGUACGGGUACGGGUACGGCGGCGUGGCGCCGGCCGUGGGCUACCGCGCGCCGCAGGCCCCGCUGUGGAUGCACUACGGCGUGCCGGUCCCGCCGGGGCCCUGGGCGCCGCUGCCGCACCCGCUCAUCAACGACCACAUACCUAAAGAAGAACCUACGUCAGAUUUGCCACUGAACCUGUCAAAGCACUGAGAGGCGCGGGCGCUGCUCGGUUCGGUGCGCUCUGAACAUUACUAUUGUAUAUGUAUUACAAACGCAAUCAAAGACUUUUAGCUUAUUUAAAGUGGCAUAUGAUUAUGCAAUAUCUUUUUAUAUUUUAUGCUAUACAUUAAAGAACAAGUUCGAACAGUAAA